Molecule: messenger RNA, 1959 nt
Organism: Tricharina praecox
Lineage: Eukaryota; Fungi; Ascomycota; Pezizomycetes; Pezizales; Pyronemataceae
Exons: 2
Coding region: 1-1959 (652 amino acids)
Source: RefSeq, a predicted model, not a curated record
AUGCAGGUACUCAAGCGCGGUGAGCGCGCUGGCAAGGCGCCAUCACUGCGUCGCGUCGGCUCCCAGAUCGAAAGCCCGCGCACUUCUUCCGAGCACAUCAUCUUCGGCGAGCGCUUCACCACUCCCGUGCGGCCGGGAAGCGCGCACGACAAGACGCGAGAUGGCAUUCUCGAAGCAUGGGGCGAACAGCACCCACAGCCAAGCUCGCCUACGCGGCCGCCAAGCAUCCGCCGGCGGCAAAGUCUCAAGCUGAUGGACCUCGAACAGAAGGUCGAGUUGCUCGGCGUCGAAAACGGCACACUGGUGCACGAAAAGGCCAACCUGGAGAAAUCGCUGGCCAAGACGCGCACCGAUCAACAGGAAGCGACAGCCGCGCUGGCUGAGAAGCUCCAGUCUGCCGACCAGGUCCUUGCCGACAAGAAUGCCGAGAUCGACGAGCUCAACAAGAAGCUGGCCUGGUAUCAGGAGGAAAUGCUCCGUCUUCAAGGCCACAACGCCUCACUUACCCAGCUGCAAGCCGCGUACAAACUCAGCCAUGCUAGCAUCUCGUCUCGCUACGACAAGAAGUCGCAGAAGAUGUUGGAGCUUACCAACGAGCACACAGAGCUGCUGGCAAAAUACAAGUUAUUGGAGGACAAAAGCCAGCAAAGCCAGGCCGUCACCGACGAGAUCCUGGCAAAGGAUGCUGAACUCCAGUUGCUCCGUAGCGAGCUGCAAAAGGCCCGUGAUGAGGUGCGCUCACUCGAGCGCAAGGUCAUGGCUCGGCAGAGCAACCGCUACCUCGACAUCAAAGAUCCGUCGCACUUUGCCGACAGCGCCAACAUCCUCUUCCAGGAGGCUCAGAAGUGGAGCGAGGCUUUCUCGCACUUUUCACUCGGACGCCGCUGCAUCCAUGUGCACCGCGUCACCGACGAGGAUAUCAAAGAUCGCUUCGAGAAUGUGAUGCUCGACGACCGAGGCGUACGACGCAUGCUCAAGGAUGAGUCCCGGCGUGGCAUUGCCAUCACGGCCAUCAUGAUGCGCCUCAUCUGGGAAUUUGUUUUUACGCGCUACCUGUUCGGCCUUGAGACCGAGGAGCGCCAAAAGCUGCUGUCCUUGGAACGGACUCUCGCCGAAGUCGGCGCACCCUCGGCCGUGCAUCAAUGGCGCGCAACCACACUCACGCUGCUCUCGCAACGCCAGUCAUUCCGCUCGCUGCUCACAUCCGCCACCGAAGCGACCGUCAACGACAUCAUGAAACACCUCAACUUCCUGCUGCCGCCACCUCCGCAGCACGCCCCCACGGCGAUCAGCACGCUCCGCACCCUGCUCAACCUCGCGGUCAAGCUCGCGCUCGAGAUGCGCACGCAGCGGGCCGAAUACGUCAUGCUGCGCCCUCCCUUCCCGGAAUACGACGACCAGGGCGAAGUCUCCAACACCAUCUACUUCAACGCGGCGCGGAUGAAGGCCGUCAACAGCGACGCCUCGCCAACCGACCUCGAAGCUGAGCACGCCACCAUCAAAUUGGUCCUCUUCCCGCUGAUAAUCCGCCGCGGCAACGAGUUCGGCGAGGACUACGAGCACGAGCACAUAGUCUACCAGAUGCAAGUAGUCGUCACCCGCGCGCAGCUGCGCUCAGAGAGCAGAUGCUCCUCCAUGCGGUCAGUUGCAAGCUCCGUCGGCAGCUCGAUCCAUGGCCACAGCUGGCGCGAUGAUCAGGCCUCAAAGCAGGCGGUCAACAGGCUCACGCCAAUUACCGACCACUCCCCGCGCACGACGCCGGAUCGCAACCGCCGCGAAAGAGAUGAGAGUCCCGGACUCCUGCCAAGGAUUCCCGAGCAGACGAUUAGACUUGUCGACGAUAGCGAUGGCGAGAUGGAUGUUGACGACGAGAGGUUCCGCGACUUUGAUAUGCCGCCGAGGUAUGAGGGUAGUCUGGGGAAGAAGAGAAGGAUCAGUGGGAGUGGUGAUCGCGUGUAG